Penicillium vulpinum is the source of this 2469-nucleotide messenger RNA. RefSeq lists its product as uncharacterized. The record is from RefSeq and is a predicted model, not a curated record. Gene Ontology annotation, molecular function: carbohydrate binding; oxidoreductase activity. The transcript has 10 exons. Lineage: Eukaryota; Fungi; Ascomycota; Eurotiomycetes; Eurotiales; Aspergillaceae. The coding region runs from base 1 to 2469 and encodes 822 amino acids.
AUGGCACCUGGAUCUUCUGCACACGAGUACUACCAGAUCCAAGCCCGCUUUCCAGCCCAAGAUUCCAAUCCUGAUGACGGUAUCAAUCGCAAGGUCUUUGUCCGGCAGGAUAUCGACGAAUGGAGCUGCAAGAAGUCGAACAAAAAGCAAGUGGAUCUUUUCAUACUCGCUCUAAACAAUUUCCAGAAGUUAGACCCUAAAGAAAGACUCUCUUACUUUCAAGUUGCUGGUAUCCACGGACAACCCUUUGUACGAUGGGAUGAUCCUAGUCCAGAGCCCAUGAAGAAUGGCUACUGCUUCCACUCUCAUGUGAUAUUUCCCAUUUGGCACCGGCCAUAUGUGCUUCUUUUUGAGCAAGUGAUGUAUGACAUCAUGAUCAAGGAGAUUAUACCUCAAUUUCCGGAAGCCCAUCAGGCUUCAUGGCAUGAACAAGCUGAAUCAUGGCGUCUUCCCUUCUGGGACUGGGCACUAAAUGGCCGUGUCCCCGACUUGGCGAAAUACCCUACUAUUACCGUUCCUAUGCCCGAGGGCGGAUCGCUUCGAAUUGACAAUCCACUAUUUCAGUUCCGCAUGCCCACAGACAAGCCGAUGCGAAGUGAGGGCGUCGGUACUGAAAACACAUGGGAAAACGAGACAGAACAAGAAGAGUACAAGAACUUUGGUAAUGCAAUUGGAACCAGCCGUUGGCCAGAUGAAGAGGACCAGAAUCCAGCUAGCGAAGGCUGGCGGCACGGUGUAGUCAAUAACCGCAAGGUGGCGGAUGCCUUCAACUCUCACGAAGGAUACAAUGACAAGAAUCACGGUCCUGCGGCUGAAAUGGUGUAUCGACUGCUUACGGUGCCCAUGGACUACACUACCUUUGCAAGCACAAAUCCAACCUCGAAAGAUCAAAACGUCGAUGAAGAUUUGAAUAUAGAAUAUAUCCACAACAACGUUCACGGUUGGACAGGUUCAGCAGGACAUAUGGGAAAUGUACCAGUUGCCUCUUUUGAUCCGCUGUUCUUCUUGCACCACUGCAAUAUCGACCGCCUUUUCGCGAUCUGGCAAGCACUCAACCCGGAUAAGUGGAUGGAUAACAUUCCUCCCGACAAUGCUACGAUCCGUGAUUCAUUUGGCAAAGAUCACAUGGUGAAUGAGGACACUCCGCUUCAACCAUUCAGACGUGAUGUGGAAGGAAAUUAUUGGACCCCCGAAGGAGUUAGACAUCCCCCCAAUCUCGGAUAUUCCUAUCCUGAGCUGCUACGGUGGGAGAGUAAAUACCGCCAGGAGGACGGAAGACUCAGUCAGGUUCUGUUCAAGGAAGAUAUCACCAUCAUCGUCAAUAAGCUAUAUGGCGUGUCGCGCGAUUUGGCAUUGGACCCUAAAGCUCCAACCCCAGAGGGUGUUGAGGCGAUUGAUGGUGGGCUUAAAAUUACCGACUUUGCCUUCAGUGUUCGGUUCUUGAAGUAUGCAUUCGGAGGGCAGCCUUUCUGGGUCAAAUUGUAUCUCGCCCAGGAGGACGGCAUUCAAACCCCACUGACAGACUUGAUCGCCGAGGUGUAUAACUUCAGCCAAAAGCCAGAGUUGGAUGGUUCUUCAGUCUGUGGAAACUGCACGAAAGGACAAAAAUCGCGCGUCAGGUCAACUGCUUACAUCCCAAUUACUCCAGUUCUCUACAAGCUUCUCAGGGGUGGGCGGAAACUAAAGUCGUUGACUCGCGACGAGGUUUUGGCCUAUAUAAGAAAGCGCGCAUACUGGCGGGUGUUUAAGAACGAGAAAGAACUACCUCGCUACGACGUUGAGAAGCUGGAGUUAGAGGUCAUUGGCAGCAGCAAUGACACAAAGCACUUCAUUAAUCCUGCCAGUCCACCAGCCUUUGAAAAUUUCAAGAAAGAGCCUACCAUCAGUGGUGGUGCUGAUGGAGCGUUAGAUCCAGAGCUGAAGCAGCCAAAGAUUGACGCGCCGGCUCCUCGACCAAAACGCCCAAGGGCGAAUCUCGCACUUCACAGCAGUCUCCGCUUCCAGCAGACACUCAAGGCAGACAGUGUGAUUCUCAUCGAGUCGUCGAGUGUGGAUCCUGUCAAGCCCAAUGAUGGCAUCGACAUGACCCAGAUUUCAAUUACGGAUGCAGAGAAUGAUACCAUCUUCCAUAUUUCGAUUCGCCGAGCUCAAGGCCAAAUCAUUUUCAAUUCCAGGCUCGGUGGAUCAUGGGGCGAGGAAGAACGGAUCGACAUUGGCCGUCGAUUGGACAAUGAAGACGGUGCGACAAUUUUGAUUCACGAUCAAGGAGAAGGCUUCGAAGUGUCUAUUAACUGGGUUCACGCAAUUUGGUUUGCUAAACGGGUUCAAGGCAGGACACCAGAGUCAAUCUGGUAUGAUAUUCGUAACAAAGAGGGAACCUCUGCCUUAUCCGAGGAUCUCGAAAUCCGCACCUAUCCUUCGAUGAAAGCUAUGUUCCUUCAGAAGCAUGCUCAUGAGGAGGAGAAGUAG